Messenger RNA from Synchiropus splendidus (mandarinfish), 3180 nucleotides. RefSeq names its product adducin 2 (beta) (gene add2). The record is from RefSeq and is a predicted model, not a curated record. Gene Ontology annotation, molecular function: actin filament binding. The transcript is spliced from 15 exons. Gene Ontology annotation, biological process: barbed-end actin filament capping. The coding region runs from base 399 to 2399 and encodes 666 amino acids. Gene Ontology annotation, cellular component: plasma membrane; cytoskeleton; postsynaptic density. Lineage: Eukaryota; Metazoa; Chordata; Actinopteri; Syngnathiformes; Callionymidae.
CCCAGUGCUGUGGUCGACAGAAUAGAAACCGGGCCUCGCUUUAUUAUGGUCGGAGAAAAAAAUAGAAUAAAAAAAUAAAAUCCGCGGAGUCUGACUGACGAAUCGCGAACACUGAUCCACGGCGUUCCCUGGAUCCUGCUUUUCGGUGCUUGCGCCACGAGGGGGAGUCACUGGCGACAGGCGUGGUCGGGGGCUGGUCGAACUCGACAAUGAAAUACAUCCGAGUCUCUCGUUUUGGAUUGAGCUGAGGCCGUGGGUGUCCACGUAGGGACCAAGGGCUAGCGACCGAGUGACAAAGGAUCUGGAGUUUUGGACCGCCGGGCACUGCGUCCACCCGCGGAAGCCGCGCCAGAGGAUGCGCUGAGCCUUCUUGUUAGUCAGCCACUGCCAGAGUCAACAUGAGCAAAUCCCCCACUCCCAAAGGCACUCCGGUGCAACGCAGCCCCAGCGAUGGCUUCCCUGAGGGGAUGCCCUCGCCCCAGCAUUCCACACCGGGAUCCGGACCAAAUAAGAAGCGCAUUUCCACCCUGCUUCAAAGUCCGUCGUUCAAAGAAGAGCUGGAUGUGCUGAUCCAGGAACAGAUGAAAAAAGGCGGCAGCUCCUCCAACCUGUGGGCUCUGAAACAACUGGCCGACUUCAUGGCCACUCACGGGUCUCCUGCAGCGCUGCCUGUGUCUCCAUCCAACAUGAUGAUGGUAACGGCCAUCAACGACCUUCACGGCUGGGAGCCUGGCUCCAUGGUGAAGGGCGAGAGACUGAUGCGCUGCAAGCUGGCCAGUGUCCACCGGCUGUUUGACCUCUUCGGCUGGGCCCAGAUGAGCCACAGCUGCCUCACGCUGCGUGUGAGCAAAGAACAGGAACAUUUCCUGGUUCUGCCGGACGGGCUCUCCUACAGCGAGGUCUCCGGGUCCAACCUGGUGAAGGUGAACAUACUGGGUGAAGUGGUCGAGAAGGGGAGCACCAACCUGCGUGUGGACACAGAAAAGUUCAGCCUCCAUUCAGCCAUCUAUUCAGCUCGACCUGAUGUCCGCUGCCUGUUCCAUCUCCACACGCCGGCCACGGCUGCGGUAUCAUCAAUGAAAUGUGGCCUCCUGCCACUCUCCCAUGAGGCUUUGCUGGUGGGCGACCAGGCUUAUUACGACUACAAUGGUGUGAUGGAGGAGGAAGAGGACAGAGUGGAGCUGCAGAAGAAACUGGGGCCCACCUGCAAGGUGCUGGUGCUGAGGAACCAUGGCAUCGUUGCUCUGGGCGAGUCGGUGGAGGAAGCCUUCUACACCAUCUACCACAUCCAGACCGCCUGUGAGAUACAGGUAUCAGCUUUGUCCUGCGCUGGUGGGCAGCAAAACCUCAUUCUACUGGACAGAACCACCCACAAACCCGCUCCUGCCGGCACCGUUGGCUGGGCCGGAUCCACCUUCGGUCCUCUGACCAAAAGCCGUGUUGGGGAGCAUGAGUUUGAAGCUCUAAUGAGAACUCUGGAUAAUCUGGGUUACCGUACGGGCUACGCCUACCGCUUCCCCGUCCUGACGGAGCGUUCCCGGCUGCGGCGGGACGUGGAGGUUCCCGCGACCGUCACGGCCUUCCAUCAGUUUGAUGAGGACGGAGUCCAGCUGGCCAUGAAGCAGCACCCGUUCGCGCAGCGGCAGCAGGAGAGAACCCGGUGGCUCAACACUCCCAACACCUACCAAAAGGUCAACCAGGAGCAGGCCAGCCCCGGACACCAGCGCACCAUGUGGUUGAAGACCGAGGAGGUGACACAAGCUGGAAGUACGUCCAUCAAGAUCGAGAACCCGAACCAGUUUGUGCCUCUUUUUACGAAUCCACGAGAGGUGAUCGAGACACGAAACAAGAUCCGACAGCAGAAUCGCCAGGACAUGAAGACGGCAGGACCUCAAUCCCAAGUCCUCGCCAGCGUCAUAACGGACAACAGUCCUCCGUCCCCAGUGAACCCACCACAAAUCCCACCCGAACCAGAACCUCCAAACCCCUUUAAUCAGCUCACCGACCAAGAGCUGGAGGAGUAUCGCAAGGAAGUGCAGAAGAAACAGGACGGCGGAACCAACGGGGAGGAGGUGGUAAAUGAGGAGGAGUCCCCUGCUACCUCUCCCAUUAAGGGCCCCCCGUCCAGCCAACCUGUCUCAGGUGAUGAAAGGACAGACUCCCCGAUCAUACAGAACGGCGGCGAAGAGGAAAAGCAGACGACGGAGGAACUGGAGAAAGGGAUGAAGGCUCUCACCACAAAUGACACUUCCCCGGCUCCUGCUUCUCCACUGCCCAAGCUGCAGGGCGGAACACCUGACGGCUCGCCCUCCAAGUCCCCGUCAAAGAAGAAAAAGAAGUUCAAACCACCGUCCUUCCUGAAGAAGAGCAAAAAGCAGAAGGAGAAAGUAGAGACUUGAGUACAUUAGCGGUGACCUCGGCAAAAUACUACUGUGAAAUGCUCCUCCGUGUACGACGCAUUCAAGCACUGACAGCAAUUUCCACGUAUUAUUUGACCCAGGUCGGAUACUGAAACCCCACCACCACGUUUCACAAAACUCACUUAUUUUUUAAAGCAUUCCUUUCAUCCACUUAUUUAUUAAAAUGCUCCUCUCAGUUCAUGCUGCAUUCGUUUUUUUACUUGUCGAUCAAUUAUGCACAUCCAUGUAUAAGCACUUGACAUGUGUACAUUAACAUUCUGGGUUCGUUCGUCAUUAUGAGCGCCGUCUAGUCAUGAGUGGGUGUAGACUAUCAGAUCGAUGUUUCAGGUACGCUUGGCGAGCACGGCUGCAGUACGUGUAGAAAUGUCGCUCCUGUGUCUGCUGGCUUUGUGUGGAACAGUGAGUCGUAACUAAAGCAGACCCGAGAGGUAGGGAAGCAAUGAACAUGCGCUGGCUUGCAACCUAACACUGGCAAAAUGUCACUCGCAAAAACAUGUUAAAAAUGAUGUAAAGCACUCGAUCUUGUUGCUUGUUGAUGCAGUGUGAAACAUGGGAACAGAAAACCCCUGAGGUACUAAACAUUCCACUGAACCAUUUACUUAGUUUACAUGUAUGUGUACAAAAUACCUCCAGUCUUUUCUGUUUUGGUCGGUCGCUGAGAAGCCAGUGUGUCAUGUUUGCUCAUGAUCUUUAUUUUAUAUUAGAAUGUACAAGUGAUAUUUCAAGGUCGCCAUGUAUCCGUCAUUAAAGAAAAGCAUAA